Messenger RNA from Ceraceosorus bombacis, 1170 nucleotides. NCBI's taxonomy places the organism in Eukaryota, Fungi, Basidiomycota, Exobasidiomycetes, Ceraceosorales, Ceraceosoraceae. The record is from the annotation of a GenBank genome assembly.
AUGACCGGUAGCUCUUCCAGAUUCAUCAGAUGGGAUGCCCCGGUGAGUGGUUGCUGCCCCUGCUCUCGCAGCUUUGCUCUAAUCCGAUCUUACUGACGCCACUCCUUGUUUCCUGGGCAACGGCAGGGAGUGGACUCCAAGUCGACGGCGGAGGAGGAUGAUCUGAUCAAACAAGUGGAGGAACAGAUCAACGAAUCUCAACGCCGAGUGUUCGAGUGUCAUCGCCGAGCCUUUAGCGGUACGCACGUCAAGACACAAGGAGUAGUCAAAGGCACCAUCACUGUUCCUUCUCCAGAUGCUUCGGCGCCCCCUUCAGAGUACGCGCAAGGGUUCUUCUCCAAGAGCGGAACGUAUCAGGUGCACAUGCGUUACAGUACCGAGACGACGGACCUGAUCGACGAUAGGGUUCCACAGCCACGCGGAUUAGGCCUCAAAAUAUUCGGCGUGGAAGGUGGCAAGCUGGGGGAUGUGGAUGCAAAGACGCAAGAUUUCGAGUUCAACAGCGCUCCAGCCAUCGAGCUUGGCACUGCUCGAGUCUGCAGAGACAUUUUGGCUCUGAGACUUGAGCACGGACACGAUGCAGAGGAGCUGGAUGGGGAGUUGAAGAAGAGGGACGAUUACGAAGUACAGGAUUCUCGUAAUCAUAUUCCCAACAUCAAUUUGGUUUCUCAAGUUCAGUACAGCCAAUCGGCUUUUAGGCAUGGGGAGUAUGUCGCCAAACAUCGUCUGGUGCCAAGCUCUGCUGCUCAAGAAGCCGCUAAGAGGGAGGUGAAGCCGGAGCACAAGGGCAACACUAUUCUCAGGGACUGGUUGCAAGAGUACUACAAGUCCAACGAAGCGACGUACGAUUUCCAAGUUCAGCUGUUGGAGAAUAUUCAAGAGCAAGCUGUAGAGGACAAUAGGAACGCUUGGGACGAGGACAAGUACCCCUUCGUCACGGUUGCAAAGCUCAACAUUCCUCCUCAAGAAAGCUUUGCCAUUCAUCGCGUCCGCUUCCACGAGCAGGAAUUGAUCAUCAAUCCCUGGUACGGGUUGGAAGCUCACAAGCCUCUCGGAUCACUCAACAGACUGCGCAAGGGCGUCUACGCUGCUAGCAGGCGUCUUCGAGGAGGCCUCAACGGCAGUGAACCUAAACACGUAUCUGAUAUCAACCAGAUCCCCGACAACUGA